This is a messenger RNA of Dracunculus medinensis (Guinea worm), 1080 nucleotides long. The record is from the annotation of a GenBank genome assembly. Lineage: Eukaryota; Metazoa; Nematoda; Chromadorea; Rhabditida; Dracunculidae.
AUGGUGGUGGUAACGUUAUUCACUGCCUUAUUGCUUGUUUCUCGGAUAUAUUCAUACCGUUUUCCAAGACAAACGGCCAUUAAUGCACCUUCUUUUCAGUCUUUCUCCAAAGACUUUGUCCUCACGAAAGAACAAAAAAGUGAAUUGAAAAAGAUUGGAGAAGUUGCCGAUAAUAUAUUAUAUCGAUUGGGCAUAUCAACCGAUGGCAGAAAUCGUCGCUAUAAACCAUCUCCUUCUAGCGAAUAUCAUCUUGAUGAGCUGAAUUCAGUUAUCAAUGAAGCAAAUGAAAACAGAAUAGACCUUCAAGAUAUCAGCAAUGGCCAAAUUCCUGGAAUAGCUCCAAUACCUGUACCGGGCUUUCCAGGACCUCAAGAUAUUAAACCGAUAGCUGGUGUCAACACAAUUCCUGGGCUUAAAAACUUCAAUUAUUUAGUGGCGCAACUUUUUCCACAAAUGAUUCCUCCGACGAAUACUUUAUUAGGUGCCUCAAUUAGUCGACUUUUGCCUAAAGACUCAGCGAAAAACUUGGCUAAGGAUGUUUUUCGUGCAAUUCAUCCCGCAGCAGAAAAUGUCGAUGUCGCACGAAUGAUGGGGCGAUGGUUCCAGGUUAUUAAUAGUCCACAUGUAAUUAACGAAGCUUGUACAGUAUCACAUUUUGGAGCAUUGACGAAUACAACCUAUAGUGCUACAUUUACCAUUCUUAAAUUUUAUCGAGAAGGCAAUGCGAAUGGACCGCCACGAUUUUCAUUGGGUUACGGCUUUAAAUCAGGCGACACUGGGCAGUUCGUACUUCAUAGUAGCAACUCGCCAGACUCUGAACCAUUCUGGGUGGUCAAGAAAGGACCACUGAAUGAGUAUAAUCAAUACGAUUAUGCGAUUGUAUCAAAUUGGGUCCGGUUUCCAGUCUUUGUUAUUGCAAGGGAUCCUGAAAGGUUCCGAAAAGAGCACAUAAAAAAUGUACUGCAAUUUUUAGAAGAUAAUAGUUACAUUAAUGUGAUGACCAAAGCAUUUAAUAUGAUCUCUCCUGUUGAUUACAGUCAGUGCCAAUACACUCCAACAUUUUCUGGAGCUGGAAAAUAG